This is a messenger RNA of Camellia sinensis, 842 nucleotides long. RefSeq lists its product as uncharacterized. The record is from RefSeq and is a predicted model, not a curated record. Lineage: Eukaryota; Viridiplantae; Streptophyta; Magnoliopsida; Ericales; Theaceae.
UCCCUCCCUCUCGUAACCUCUCUCCUUUAUAACUCCCCGAACUUCUCUCUCAAUCUCAAGUUUCAAUUUCAGUUUAAGUCCUUAAUAUUUUGCAAUGGAAUCCGGUCAUCAUGAAGACUCGGUGAACUCAUCAAGUGAAGAAGAAGAAGAAGAUGAAGAAGAAGAAGAAGAAGAUCAACCGGAGGAAGAAAACAAUGAUGUGGGCAUGGGUCGGUCCUAUGAUUGUAUAUUUUGCAGGCGAGGAUUCAAUACAGCGCAGGCCUUAGGCGGGCACAUGAAUAUUCAUAGGAAAGACAAAGCCAAGAACAAUAGGUCUACUAUGAUUAAUUCAAAUAAGCAAGAAGAGUUUUAUAUCAAUCCCAGACUCGACCAAGAAAUUCCAAGCUACCCACCGCGUUAUGAAUAUUUUGCGACUCAGGAGGCUCAGGUUAGUUAUCAAACAUAUUUUCCAGCUUCAACAUCAAGUGCAAGACCCUCAUAUACACAUCAAAGCAAUGAAUUUUGUGGUUAUCAAAUCCCACAGCUGUUGAGUCCAUUCGGAGAUCAUGAUUGGAGGAUGGGUUUAAGCUUGCAAUUUGGUCUAGCACAUGGAGAAGAUGAAGAGAAGAAGAGCGAGCGGUGGAAGUGAAGAAGACGAAUUGGAUUUGGAGCUUCGGCUUGGCCACAAUCCAUAGUGCUAAAUAAUGGAGACAAUUAAUACAUAGGCAUAUAACUUUAUGUAUGAUAAGUUUUCGCCUUUUUGUACAUGCAGUAGGCCUAUCUUACAAACUUUUCUUACGCAACGCAAAUUAAAAUGCCAUUUGACACUCUUAACAAGAUGGCACUUCGCGUGUAUAAGCCUA